CAUCCAGGACCAUGGAGAGUGGCAGUAACAACUCAGACCCUAAUCGGUCUGAUCCCUUUGAAGCGUUUCCCCUGAGAACCCUGGAGCCAGGUGACAUUGCAGUGCUGGUUUUAUACUUCCUAUUUGUCCUCGCUGUUGGAUUAUGGUCCACAGUGAAGACCAAAAGAGAUACAGUGAAAGGUUACUUCUUGGCAGGAGGGGACAUGGUGUGGUGGCCGGUGGGUGCGUCUCUGUUUGCCAGCAAUGUUGGAAGUGGACAUUUUAUUGGCCUGGCAGGGUCUGGUGCUGCCACGGGUAUUUCUGCAUCUGCUUAUGAACUUAACGGUUUGUUCUCUGUGCUGAUGUUGUCAUGGAUCUUUCUACCCAUCUACAUUGCUGGUCGGGUCACUACGAUGCCGGAAUACCUAAGAAAACGAUUUGGCAGCAACAGGAUUCCCAUCAUCUUGGCUGUUCUCUACCUGUUUAUAUACAUCUUCACCAAGAUCUCGGUGGAUAUGUAUGCAGGUGCCAUCUUCAUUCAACAGUCUUUGCACCUGGACUUGUACCUGGCUAUAGUUGGACUGUUGGCCGUUACAGCGCUCUACACUGUCACAGGUGGCCUGGCUGCUGUGAUCUACACGGAUGCUCUACAGACUCUGAUCAUGCUUGUUGGAGCGCUGAUCCUGAUGGGUUACAGUUUUGCUGCAGUUGGUGGGUUGGAAGGUUUGAAGGAGAAGUACUUCCUGGCUCUGGCUAGCAACCGGACAGAGAACAGCAGCUGCGGGCUACCCCGAGAAGACGCCUUCCAUAUUUUCCGAGACCCAGUAAACUCUGAUCUCCCAUGGCCUGGGAUCCUGUUUGGAAUGUCCGUCCCCUCCCUGUGGUACUGGUGCACAGAUCAGGUGAUUGUUCAGCGAACUCUGGCUGCCAAGAACCUGUCCCAUGCCAAAGGUGGUUCUCUGAUGGCUGCAUACCUGAAGGUGCUGCCCCUUUUUAUGAUGGUGUUCCCUGGAAUGGUCAGCCGUGUCCUCUUCCCAGACCAAGUGGCUUGUGCAGAUCCAGAAAUCUGCCAGAAAGUCUGUAGCAAUCCCUCCGGCUGCUCUGACAUCGCAUAUCCCAAACUUGUGCUGGAGCUUCUGCCCACAGGGCUCCGAGGGCUCAUGAUGGCUGUGAUGGUGGCGGCGCUCAUGUCCUCCCUCACCUCCAUCUUUAACAGUGCCAGCAUCAUCUUCACCAUGGACCUCUGGAAUCACAUCCGACCUAAGGCAUCUGAGAAGGAGCUCAUGAUUGUGGGCAGAGUGUUUGUGCUGGUGCUGGUGCUGGUCUCCAUCCUCUGGAUUCCUGUGGUUCAAGCCAGCCAGGGCGGCCAACUCUUCAUCUACAUCCAGUCCAUCAGCUCCUACCUGCAGCCACCCGUGGCUGUGGUCUUCAUCAUGGGAUGUUUCUGGAAGCGGACCAAUGAAAAGGGGGCCUUCUCGGGCCUAAUCGUGGGCUUGCUGAUAGGAUUUGUCAGACUGGUCCUGGACUUUAUUUAUGUGGAGCCUCGGUGUGACCAGCCAGAUGAGCGCCCCGCAGUGGUGAAGAACAUACACUACCUCUACUUAUCCAUCAUUCUGUCCGUGGUCACCUUGGUCACCGUGGUCACCGUCAGCUGGUUCACAGAGCCACCCGCCAAGGAGAUGGUCAGCCGCCUUACCUGGUUUACUCGCCAUGACCCUGUCGUCCAGAAGCAACAGGCACCCCCUUCGCCUCUUACCAUCCCUCAGAAUGGAACACCGGAAGGUUGUAACACCACCAUCCAAAUUGAGAUGGUUCAAGAAAACACGUCCAAACCCCCCAACUAUGCUGAGACACCAAAGCAGUCCAAAGUGGUGAAAGCCAUCUUGUGGCUCUGUGGAAUGGACAACAAAGACACGGACAAGCCUGUGAGCAAAGCAGAACCUGUCAUGGCAUCUUUGGAAGAAAAUCCCGCCGUGAAGACUCUCCUGGACAUCAGUCUCAUUGUUUGCAUUAGCUGUGCCCUCUUUCUCUGGGGCUACUUUGCUUAA
Elephantulus edwardii (Cape elephant shrew) is the source of this 2027-nucleotide messenger RNA. RefSeq names its product solute carrier family 5 (sodium/inositol cotransporter), member 11 (gene SLC5A11). The coding region runs from base 12 to 2027 and encodes 671 amino acids. Gene Ontology annotation, molecular function: D-glucose:sodium symporter activity. Gene Ontology annotation, cellular component: plasma membrane. Gene Ontology annotation, biological process: transmembrane transport. The record is from RefSeq and is a predicted model, not a curated record. Lineage: Eukaryota; Metazoa; Chordata; Mammalia; Macroscelidea; Macroscelididae. The transcript is spliced from 15 exons.